AUGGAUUAGGAGUAGAAGAAAAAUAAGCUAAUGAAUAUAUAUCAGUAAGCAUUACUAUAACUAACUAAUAAUUAGAGAGGCCAAUAAGAUUGAAAAUAAACUAAAAGUCCAAAAUCUGUAUUCUCUCAAAAAUAUUCUGAAAGAACUAUCAAAAUAAUAAAAGAAAACACCAAGUACAUCUUUGCAUACAACAGCAAGUAAGAGAAACUAAGAGUCAAAAUUAAAAAUAACUAAUUUAGCAUCCUCUCCUAAAACUAGCUAUAGAUCAAAUUUGUAAUUAACCAAAAGAAAUUAAUGGAUCGAUUUAAUAAACUAAAAAUAUUAAUAAUAUAUUCAGUCUGAUUAAAUUGCAAUCACUGAAUAUCGGUAUAAUUACUAUUCAUCUUAGAACAAUCUCUUAAAUGAAUACAAUUUUAAUUUCUGACUGGAAAUAACCCUACUAAUAUAAUCAAACAGAAAUCAAAUCAAAUGAAGUUAUAAUUCCACAUGAGAAAAUAGACGAUAUGAGAAAUUGGAAAGAAAUAUUAAAUAAACGAUUAUAAAAGAGAAUAUCUUGA
Molecule: messenger RNA, 557 nt
Organism: Paramecium pentaurelia
Lineage: Eukaryota; Ciliophora; Oligohymenophorea; Peniculida; Parameciidae
Source: the annotation of a GenBank genome assembly